GUUCAUUAGCGCUUCACCGAUCUCUGCUCCUGUCUUGAUGCGUAUAUGGAAGCGUCUUCUGAGACAGACUAAAAUAAUCAGGAUCCUCUACAGCGGACUGUGAUGGUUGGGAGAUGGAGGGGCUGUUGACGCUCGGUUUAUUUGUGGCUCUGUUCAGCUGCACUUCUGCUUCUACGGAAAUCUGCACCAAUUCCCUCCUGCCUGGAGCUAAAGGAGACCAAGGUGAGGUCGGAGAGGAGGGAGAUGAAGGGAAACUGGGGAAAAAUGGACCGCCAGGAUUUCCAGGAGUCUCAGGAGAAGUGGGCCUUCCAGGAGAAGUGGGCCACACAGGGAAGAUGGGACCUGUCGGAGACAGAGGUGACAAGGGUGACACAGGUUUGGGGGGGGCUGCUGGCUUAAAAGGCAAACCAGGCACGACAUGUGACUGUGGCAGGUACAGGAAGGUGGUGGGACAGCUGGACGUCAACGUGGGCAAGCUUAGCAACGCUGUCAAGUUUGUGAAGAAUGUCGUCUUGGGCUUGAGGGAGACCGAGGAGAGGUACUACCUCCUGGUGAAGGAGCUGAAGAGGUUCAGAGAGGCUUCGAUGAACUGCAAGCUGAGAGGAGGCGGCCUGGCCAUGCCAAAAACCAGCAACACCAACCGUCUCAUGGCGGACUACGUCAGUCAGGCAGGGCUGACAAGCGUUUAUGUAGGAGUGCAGGCUCAAAGCAAGGACGCUGAUGGAAGCAGCGUUUAUGUGUAUGCAGACUCCAGCCCUCUGCAGGGUUUCACAGGUUGGAGCCAAGAGGAGGAUUUACGUUCCGGCACAAACUCCAGCUGCGUGGAGCUGCUCGGCAGUGGAACUUGGGGUCGUGUGGAGUGCGAGGCCACUAUGUUUUUCAUGUGUGAGUUCCAAAAGAGCAGGAGAAGAGGAGGAGGAGGAGGAGGAGGAGGAGGAGGAGGAAGAGCGACGCCAGCCUUGUCAUGAACAAGAGCUGAUGAUAAUCCUGUUUCAGUGAUUAGUAUGAGGUGAAGCCAAAAUAUAGAUAAUAAGAAAUUACUGAGUACUUACUGAGUACUAUUGUACUUUUUAUCAGUCACCUUGAAUGUAUUUCUACAGAUUUAUUCAUUGUGUACAACCUAUAUAGUAAAUAUUUAAGAUGUGGUCCAGAUGUUUAGGUUGAUCGGAUGAGACUGAAAAUACUGAAAAUGUCACUUUUGUCGGUGACUUAAGAUUUACAUCAUUGUGGCUGUUUCUCCGUUUUAUUCGUAGUUACCUUUUUAAUCAUAUGUUGCAUGUUAGUCAUCAGUUUCAGCUUUAGGAGGUUCGUUGUGAGGUUUCCUGUCUCAAUAAUAAAGUCUGACUGUGUCAUUUG
This is a messenger RNA of Mugil cephalus (flathead mullet), 1356 nucleotides long. It is a transcript of the gene colec10, whose product is annotated as collectin sub-family member 10 (C-type lectin). Bases 114 to 968 code for a protein of 284 amino acids. The record is from RefSeq and is a predicted model, not a curated record. Gene Ontology annotation, cellular component: multivesicular body; rough endoplasmic reticulum. Lineage: Eukaryota; Metazoa; Chordata; Actinopteri; Mugiliformes; Mugilidae. The transcript has 7 exons.